AUGGUCAUCGCUUGCUGCAAGAUGCUCAGUCUAUUGCUAAAUCGCAAGAAUAUCGAGAUAUUAACUGACACAUUGGUUGAGAAACCAUUUAGACCUUUGGAACCAGAUGAAAUUGAGAUUCGACAAAAAUAUAAUAACCUAAUACAGACCAAUUCUAUAAUCUACACGAUUUUUGUUGAGAUAACUUGCGGAUGCAUGAAUUUAACAUCUUUGCUUACGGAUUUCCGGCAAGGAAAUUUAGCGUAUAGAGAAUGGAUACCCUUCGAGUGGUCCGAUACACUGUAUUAUCUCACGUACUUUCGUCAAUUAAUGGGCUUAACGGCUGCAUCGAUCGUGAACGUUGCUUGCGAUAUAAUAAUUUGUGGAUUGCUGCUACAUAUUUACUGUCAAAUCGAGAUCUUAGAGUGCCGUGUGAGAAAAUCCUUGCGCAAUCGAGGCGACUUGGGUGAUUGUGUACGUCAGCACGAUCGUAUCUACAAAUUUGCAUAUAUGAUGAAUGAAAAGUUCAGAAUUAUAAUCGCCGUUCAAUUCAUCGCAAGUAUGCUAGUGGUAUGUUCCAAUCUUUAUCGAUUGGCGAAAACCACAUUGAGCCCAAAAUAUAUUCCAUUAAUGUUAUACACAGUCUGUAUGUGUUCGCAAAUUUUUAUCUAUUGUUGGUACGGAAACGAAGUGAAAUUAAAGAGCAUUCAAUUUUCCAAUGAAAUUUUCGGAAUGAAUUGGAUAACAGCAGAUAAAAAAGUAAGAGAAAAUCUUAUAAUGAUUAUGAACCGUUCUCUGAUACCAAUCGAAUUUUCUAGUGCCCAUAUUCUUACUGUGAAUCUAGAUUCAUUCGUGAAGCUGCUUAAGAUGUCGUAUUCAGUAUUUAAUAUACUUAAACAAACAAAAGAAGAAUAG
Molecule: messenger RNA, 894 nt
Organism: Mycetomoellerius zeteki
Lineage: Eukaryota; Metazoa; Arthropoda; Insecta; Hymenoptera; Formicidae
Product: odorant receptor 94a-like
Exons: 5
Coding region: 1-894 (297 amino acids)
Biological process (GO): sensory perception of smell; detection of chemical stimulus involved in sensory perception of smell
Cellular component (GO): plasma membrane
Molecular function (GO): odorant binding; olfactory receptor activity
Source: RefSeq, a predicted model, not a curated record